This is a messenger RNA of Papaver somniferum (opium poppy), 972 nucleotides long. RefSeq names its product protein BUD31 homolog 2-like. Gene Ontology annotation, cellular component: spliceosomal complex; nucleus. Gene Ontology annotation, biological process: mRNA splicing, via spliceosome. Bases 130 to 567 code for a protein of 145 amino acids. NCBI's taxonomy places the organism in Eukaryota, Viridiplantae, Streptophyta, Magnoliopsida, Ranunculales, Papaveraceae. The transcript is spliced from 5 exons. The record is from RefSeq and is a predicted model, not a curated record.
UCUUCUCUUCAGCCUCUUCUUCUGCCUCUCAGUUCCUCUUUUUCACUAUUGAGUAGUUCAGUUCAGAAAUCAGAUUCGCUUUCCACACUUCAAAUCACCAGCAACAAAUCAACACCGGAAGCUCAAAACAUGGCCAAGAUAAAGACCAACCGUGUCAGAUAUCCAAAUGGCUGGGAGCUGAUUGAGCCCACUCUACGUGAAUUGGAAGCAAAGAUGAGAGACGCUGAAAAUGACCCACAUGAUGGAAAGAGAAAGUGUGAAGCAUUAUGGCCCAUUUUUAAUAUCGCACAUCAGAAGAGUAGAUAUAUCUAUGAUCUUUUCUACAGAAGGAAGGAAAUUUCCAAGGAGCUGUAUGAGUUCUGUUUGGACCAAGGGUACGCUGAUCGCAACCUAAUUGCCAAGUGGAAGAAGUCGGGAUAUGAACGCCUAUGCUGCCUGCAAUGCAUUCAGCCACGGGACCACAACUUCGGCACCACUUGCGUAUGUAGAGUUCCCAAGCACCUGAGGGAUGAAAAGGUCAUUGAAUGUGUACAUUGCGGAUGCAAUGGUUGUGCCAGUGGUGACUGAUUCCUACUGUUUGUAUUAAUCAAAGCCGUAAUUUUAGUAUUCAGGUUGAGGACAAUAUUUUCACUUGUUGAGUUAUAGACUCCACAGAGAUAGCCGACUAUCUUUUGUUUUGCAUCAAAACGGAAGAAGAUUAGCUCGACCGGUUAGAAUGGUUCUUGACCAGAGUUUGCUAUAUGUUCUCCGUGUAUUUCUUGGAAGAAAUUCUGGAAGACCCAACUCUCUCCUAGAAUCCUCCACUUCUUGCGGAAAUGUAUCCAAGGUUUGACUAAACUCUCUAGUAAGUUCUAACUCACAGCUUCAACGAAUUCAAGACAACAGUUACAAAAGCUGGGGUGGAUUACCGGAUCUGUUUCUGAAAUUGAACUUUGAUGGCGUUUCAAAAAAUGCAUCAUGAUUUUUUUUUUC